Messenger RNA from Alosa sapidissima (American shad), 1229 nucleotides. RefSeq lists its product as uncharacterized. The transcript is spliced from 6 exons. The coding region runs from base 98 to 1177 and encodes 359 amino acids. The record is from RefSeq and is a predicted model, not a curated record. NCBI's taxonomy places the organism in Eukaryota, Metazoa, Chordata, Actinopteri, Clupeiformes, Clupeidae.
GAACUUUAUAAUGCCUUGGUUGAGCAUUUUUUGAGUGCUUGAGCCAACUGAAAUCGGCCUAUCUGAGCUGCAAUCAGUUCACCACCAAGAGAUUAGAAUGGAGAAAGGGAGCCCUCUGCCACCUGCCAAAGACUUGGACAAGCGGUCUGAUAAGGAAGAGGAGGAAUAUGAUGAUGAUGACGGCUUUGUCGGGGAAUCAGGGAAGGAUCCAAUUGAGAGUGAGGAUGAUGUUCUGUCCACAGGCAUUGAUGACUUUGGCGAGGAAGAUGAUGGGGUGUUGGAUAUAGAGAUAGAGGGAGGCCUGCCAGGGAAGGCUAAUAAUGAGGUGGUGGCAGCCCUAGAGUCUGACGGAGAAUUUUUCAAUCCUGUUGGUCGUAAACUGUCCAUUUGGGAUACCACCAAGUUAAUCAGCAAGUGGAGGUGGUCUCACCUACGAGGCUACCAUAUAGGCCUCUACAGUCAUGACGAAGCCCACAAAAACCUGAUCAGCAGUCGAGAGGAAGACAUCAAAUCAAGUAUUCCUCUUCCUAUUGUGAGCAUAAUGCAGAAAGAGGCUUUGCGUAUUCUGGAGAAGAUAGAACAGACAUACAGGUCUGAUCUGGGGGCCAACCACGAAUUGACCAAAGACGUUCAGAACCGGAUUAAGGUGGUCAGAGCCCAGCUGGCUGCUAAGUAUGCCAGCGUCCCAACCUGCUCUACUGGCUGGCCAGGCUUUCUGCAGAACUGGUAUCUGUGUCUGAAGCGGAUCUGGUAUCUGUGGCCAUGGGCAAAGGCAGAGGAGGUCAAGGAGGAGAGGAUGGGAUGGGGGCAGUGGCUCAGGAGCCUACUGAGGAGAGCACCUGCAAGCACUGAGGAGGAGGAGAGUACACCUCCCCCUGCCGAAGCACAAGAGCAGACUCUCCAGACUGGAUGGGGUCAGUGGCUGGGGAACCUUCUGAAGAGGUCAUCGACUGCCACUGAGAGCAGGGAAGGAGAGGAGAGCAAGCUUCCACCAGCAGCCAAGGGAGAAGUGACGGAAUCAGAAGACAGCGACAUUCCUCCAACGGAUGACCCAGAGAGGGAGGAGGGACAGCAGUCCUGGACUGGCUGGAGACAGAGGCUGGGAACUCUGAGAGGAUGGAGGGUAACUGGAGGGGAGAAAGAGAACAAGCUGCCCCUUGAAAGCAUCCAGUCUUAGCACUGCUGGCAUAUGACUUUUUUGUCACAAAUAAACUCUGAGCCAGACAACC